Messenger RNA from Penicillium cinerascens, 3531 nucleotides. Its product is annotated as PT repeat family protein. Lineage: Eukaryota; Fungi; Ascomycota; Eurotiomycetes; Eurotiales; Aspergillaceae. The coding region runs from base 1 to 3531 and encodes 1176 amino acids. The transcript has 2 exons. The record is from RefSeq and is a predicted model, not a curated record.
AUGGCGACCGCUGCGAUCCAAAACGUUUCUGAUGAGACCCUGCCCAAAGACCCCGUCUCCGUCGAGCCGAUCGCAACCCCACUCGUCGGCGCGAAGUCCACGAAUGGCGACGCCGCCGCCGAGACUGAGGCACCGAUGAGCGCUGCCCAAAAGAAGAAGGCUAAGAAGAAUGCCAAAAAGAAGGAGAAGAAGCAGGCUGCGAAGGUGGAGGAACCUGGCACUGAGUCUACCGAUGCCGAUGCCGAUGCCUUAUCUUCGCAAGAAGCUGAGCCGACUGAGACGGCACCGAAGACUGAGGAGGCGAAGGAGCCCGAGCCUGUUGCAGAGGCUGAAAAGCCCGCCGCAGAGGCUGUUCCCACAGAACAGCCCGAGCAAACCACCGAGGAGCCAACAUCUACCGAGGGCCCCGAGUCAGCGCCCGUCACAGAGGCAACCUCUACAGAGAUUCCCACUAAGGCCGAGGAGGCCGAACCUGUGGUGGAGGAGCCUACUGCUGAGGAGGCUGUGAAGGUAUCCGAGCCCGCCGAAAUUGCUCAAGAGCCUGUGACCGAAGAGCCCGCCACCGAGACUAAGGCCGAGGCUGUUCCGGAAGCGUCCGAAAAGCUCACAGAGGAACCCGCCACAGAGACUGCAAUCGAAGCAUCUGAGCUCAAGGAAUCGACACCGGAGGUCACCAAGGAUGCGCCGGUUGAAGAGACUCCCGCUGAAGAACCUCUCAAGGGGUCUGCUGCCGACAAAUUCACCGUGGAGACCGUCUCUGAGAUGAAGGAAGACCCUCCUGCUGAGGUUUCUGCUGUUGAGGAGCCCCAAGUUUCCAAGGAGACUGCCGAGGAAAAGCCGGUUGAAGAGUCCACUGUGAAGGAGGCCGCUACCGAGGGGGCAGCGCCCGAGCCUGUCCGGGACACGACUACCGCCGCCCCCGUUGAGGAGCAGGUUGAGACAGCCGAGAGGGUUGAAGAGCCCGCUCCUGUUGAGGCCGAGAAGGAUGUCGUAGCUGAACCUACGACCGAGACUACGGCCACAGAGGAGCCUGCUGCUGAGCAAACGACCGAACGGGAGACCGUAGCCAAGGAGCCCGAAGAGGCAGCUCCCGCUCUUGAAGCCGAGACUUCCAAGGUUGAAGAGGGCACAGAAACCGUUUCCGAGCCCGUCGAGCCUCUCGUCACCGAGGAAGCCACCGUUGUGGAGCCCACUCAGGAGAAGGCUGCUGAGGACGUUUCCGAAACCCCCAGGACCGAAGAACCCAAGGUUGCAGAGUCUCAGGCUGAGGUGACCGAGCAAACAACCCAGGAAUCUACCGUGGAAGAAGAGGCAUCUGCUGAAACCCCAGCUCAGGCUGUUACCAACCCCGUUGAGCAGUCGAACGAGGCUGCUGUUUUGGAAGCACCGGCUGAGGAAUCUACUAAGGAGGCUGUCCCUGAAGUCCCCGUCGAGGUUGUUGCCGAGACCGAGACUAAGGAGGCCGCGGAAGAGCCUGUUGCUGAGCCCGUUGCUGAGCCUGUUACUGAGCCCGGUACUGAGCCCGUCGCUGAGCCUGUUACUGAGCCCGUCUCUGAGCCUGUUACUGAGUCCGUCGCUGAGCCUGUUACUGAGCCCGUCGCUGAGCCUGUUACUGAGCCCGUCGCUGAGCCCGUCGCUGAGCCCACUACCCAAGAAGCCCCUGUCGUAGUUCAGGAAACCUCUAUCCAGGAGCCCAAGGUCCCUGUGGCAGAGGAAGAGAAGAUCGAGGAGUCUAUCGCCGAACCCAAGACUUCCACCGCUGUCGAGGCCACCCCUGCACGGGAGGAGACCGAGGUUGUCGAAGAGCCUGCUGCUGAGACUGCCCCCAUUGAAGAGGCUAAGGAGGAACCGGCAGUUGUGGAGGAAUCUGUGGUUGAGACUCCCGCGGCUGAAGAGAUGGAGACUCUCAACGCUCCUGAUGUGAUGGAAUCUGUCAACGAAGAAAAGGCUGCUGAGGAGCCCGUUGUUGAAGAGAAGACUGAGGAGCCUGUUAUGUCUGGUGCUCCGGUUGAGGUCGAGGUACCUAAGGAGGCCUCUGAGACACCCGCCGUCGAGGAACCUACUCAAGAAGAUGGUCCCGACACUCAGGUCGAAGAGCCUGCUGAGACCACUGCUCCUCAGCAGGAAACUCCCAAGGAAGAAACCUCCGAGGCGCCUACCGAGACCGAGCCAAUUACCGAUGCUCCCGUUGCUGAUGCUCCCGUUGCUGAUGCUCCCGUUGCUGAUGCUCCCGUUGCCACUGAAUCUACAACUGAUGAAGAGAUUGCUCCUCAGGAGGCUGCUACUCAGGAGCCCAUCGCUGAGGCUGUUCCCCAUGAGGCUGAGCCUACUGCUGAGCCUGCUCCCACUGAGGAUAUUAUUGCUCAGGGGACUGUGAAGACCGAGGCUGAAGUAGAGGUCCCCGCGGCCACUGAUGCUACCGAAACUUCGCAGGAGCCUGUCGCAGAGGAUCCCGUCGUGGAAGAGCCUGUUACCGAGGAACCUGUCAAGAAGGCUACUGAGGAGACUCUCGCUUCUGCUGCCACCGAGGAAGUUGUCGUUGCAAUGGAGCCCACCACGGCCACUGAGGAACAGCCCACCACUGAAGCUUUAGAGCCCGAGACCACCUCCGCUGCUGAGCCUACUGUGCCAGUGGAGGAGGCUGAGACUCCUGCUCAGCCCGAGGAGCCUAUUCAUACCGAAGAGGCCCCUGUCACAAACGAAGAAGAGCCUGUUGUUGAGGCCCCUGUGGCUGAACAGCAGCCCGAGAAGCAGGAACCCGUUGCUGUGGCCGAAGAGACACCCGCUGCGCUUGCUGAGCCUCAGGCUCCUAUCGAAGAAGUCUCUGCUCCCAGAGAGGUGAUGGAUGCUCCUCGUCAAGAGACCCAGGAAGAAUCUGCACAGGACAGUGUUCUGACACCUAAGGUGAUUGCCGCUGGAGCUGCCGCUGCCACAGCCGGCGUUGCUGCUGCAGGUGUGGCUUCUGCGCUGCACAAGGAGCCUGAGUCUACUCCGGCUCCUAAAGCUGCGCAGGAGUCGACCGCCAUGGGCACCAAGAAUGAACCCGCGGAAGCCAAGGAAGAGACCAAGGCUCUGGCAGAUCCGCAGCCCGAUAACAGUAAGCUGCAGCCCUACUCUGUUUCGACCAACAACGUGUCGGUGCCGUCUUUCGAAGCUGAUUCGCUUCUUGCAGCCCUCGCUGGUGAUCGUGAAGCUCUUCUCACCAGGCUGAACCAGCCUUCCACCGAUCAGCUGGCUACCAUGGCCACUGAACAAUCCCUGCCCCCCGCUGCCACGAAGCAGCCCCAGGUUGAACCCGAAGAGUCAGCCCAGAAGACCACUGAGGCUCCUGCCCAGCCCGCGCAGGAAGGCGCACCUGCUAAUGCUAAUGAAGAGGAUGCUCGUCCAGUGAGCCAGAACCGGUCAGUGGCUGCUGUUUCUCUGAAUAGUGCACCAGACAGCUGGCUCAAGGCGUUCCUGCGCACUGUCUUUGUCGGAUUCUUUGGAACUAUCUUUGCCCCCUUCCGCCGCCGUGGAAAGGACCGCAAGUAA